Molecule: messenger RNA, 1587 nt
Organism: Neospora caninum
Lineage: Eukaryota; Apicomplexa; Conoidasida; Eucoccidiorida; Sarcocystidae
Exons: 10
Coding region: 1-1587 (528 amino acids)
Source: RefSeq, a predicted model, not a curated record
AUGUGGGGUGUUCCUAAAAAACCGCUGCCUCCACCUCAGCAGGGCGUGCCGCGUCGUGGCGUCAGUGUAUCUGUUUUCGAGCAACGCAUGCACAAGCGCAAGCUGGAGGAUGCUCGAUUGGCAGAGCUUCAAGCGGAUGUCCAUCAGACCCGCGUCCAGCAGCAUCUGGCUGACGCCACAGAGAGGAGUGCCCGGCUCAUGGAGGCAGCCCUUGUGAAGCAGCGUGCGGAGGAGCUGCGACAGCAACAGAAAGCACACCUGGAACAGAGACGAAGAGCCCUCCAGGACCUCCUCGACAAAGAACAGAAAAUGUACCAAGCAGAGCUAAAGGCACUGGAGACAACAGCUGAUCAACGAAAGGAACGGCUUAUGGAACGUGCUAGAGAACUAAGACAGAAGAGAGAGAAGGAAAGGGGAGAACUCGCAGAGAAUCUGCAGUACCGAAGAUGGAGGGAAUCAGUCGACGAACUGAGGUCAUCCGAUGCCAAGCUUCACGCUCUGAAGGCCCUAGCUGCCAGGGACGAGCAGGUCUUCCAGAAGGCGCUGGAACGCGACAAGGAAGAACAGCGAGAUAGGAUUUUUGCUGCCCUCUGGCAAGAAGAAUAUGCCAAGAAACUCAAGCGAGAAGAAGAGGAACAGGAGCGCGCCGUACAACAAAGACGAGAGACACGAGUUGCACUGCAGGAACAGCUGGCCCUUCAGGGCGUCAUGAGAGAGAGGGAGAGUGAAGAGAGAAAAAGGGAAAUUACGGAGUUGCGGAAAGCAGAGUGCGAGAGGGCGCUUCAAGACAGACGAAAACGCACAGAGGAGGCCAAGAGAAAUGAGGAGAAGAGACAGGAAUUGAUAGAAGCCAUAGCCGAGCAGAAGAAAGAGAAGGAAGCUCAACGGGAACUAACAUGGGAACUCGAACGACAGUACCUUCAGGCAGAGAAAGAGCAAGAUGCUCUCUUGGAGCGAAAAGAACAGGAAGAGAAGGAAGUGAUUCGUCGCCAUGCAACGGACUACCGCGAGGCGUUACUCCACGACAUGCAGAAGAAGAAAGAAAAUCAACAUGAACUCGAGAGAUUGUAUAUGAAGGAUCAAGAGAAAGACUGGCAGAAACAGGAUGCUCAGAUCCGGCGCGAAGAGGAAGGAAGGCGACGACUGCUUGAGGAGGUGAUCCAGAGCUGCAAAGAGCUUUGUCACCACAAGGCUGUGGAGGCUGAGAGAUUGGCGGAACAGAAGCGACUGGACCUUGCUGUAGUCCAGGAAGACUUUCGUCGAUUCCAGGAAGACGUUGAAAGGAAGAAACUCGCACAGGGACACAUGAAGGCCCGCUAUCGCGAAGAGCUGAACGACCAGCUGAAGCAAGCCACGGCAGCGCGCGAAGCGGAGAAACGUCGAAUAGAAGACGAGUCCGAGGCGCGGAAGAGAGAAGAGCGCAGGAUCGACGAGGCGCUGGAACAGGAGAAAGCCAAGCAGGCGGCUCUUGAAGAGGCGGUCAAAACCAUGAGAGAACAGCAGAAGGCGGCGAUGGACGAGGCCCUGGCGAAACGCACGGCAGCCAAGCCAGCUGUUGUAGUUGCUCCUUGGGAUCGCGAUAGUUAG